UAUUGUUCCUACCCCACUUUCAGAAUGCUAAGUCAGUGUUUGGCUAACUAACUAGCUGUCUUUUAUUAUUGUUGUUGUUAUUAUUAUUAUUAUUAUUCCAUUUAAUAUAGUUUACAUAUGGUUUCUGAGAGAUGGAUUCUUUAGAUCACAUGCUAACAGACCCCCUGGACUCAGGGAUGGACUACGAUGGCUGUGUGAUGGAGGAGUGCAUGCUGGGAAACUGCAGAGUCCGGAUACCAGAAGAUAUUCUAGAAGAUCCAGAGAUUUUCUUCUCUGUGAUGAGUGAAAGCACCUGGUCUGAGGUUCUGACUGAUGGACAGAGACAACACCUCCGCCAGCUCCUUCCACACUUUCCAGAGAAUAAUGUUUUAGAGCAGGACAGGGUCAUUAGUGACCUCUUCAAUGGCCAGAACAUCUGCUUUGGAAAUCCUCUGCAUCUUGCUCAGAAGCUAUUUAGAGAUGGCUACUUUAACCCUGAAGUGGUCAAGUACAGGCAGCUCUGCGUAAAGUCCCAGAAAAAGCGUCAAAUCUACUCUCUCCAGCAGUACUACCACAAACUGCUCAAGCAGAUCCUCAUCUCCAGAAAGGAGUUAUUGGACAUGGCUGUACGCAGUGGGCCAGAGCUGGCAGUGAAAAGGUGUUAUCCUCCUCCUUCCCACAGAGAGGAGCGAGAGCAGCGUGUGAAGCGUAGAGUGAGACGUAUACUUCGGGAGGUGAAGACUGAGUGUGGGGACAGCAAUGUGUCCUCUGAUGAAGAUGACACGGCUUCUUGGCUGUCGACGCCUCCAUCCCCGUCUUCUCCAACACCUACAGUCUCUCUCAGGGUUCUUCCCAGUCUCUUCACCCAGGACAUGAAAACUAUAGAUAAGCCAGAGCUGGGAGAGAAGGACUUAAGAGCCAUGAUGAGAAGACACCGAGAGAAGAGGAAAAGACAGCCAGAUCAUCCUGACUUCAUGACAUCAGACUUGCACCUUGGUGACAUCAUGUCUCGAGUAAACAUCGGCAGAAAAGGAUCCAAUAUGGCUUUAAUUGACUUGGCCUUGUCUAAGAAGGAGAUGAAGGAAGAGAAAAGGAGGAAGAAGCUGCGACCCAUUAAAACCGAAUCUGACGACGGCUGUGAGGGUCAGACACCGGCGGCCUCAUUGUCUGCCACCAUUAGUGACAGCACACCUGCUCUCCUGCAGAGCGUUAAGGAAGAAGCUAUGGAGGAGUCCCAGAACAGCCCUGACACUGUGGAAGGAAUAGCCAUUAGCUUCUUUCAUCUUCUAGAAGACAUCCUUAGACAGGAGAAUCUGGCAUCCUCUUCACUGAUUGAGGAGAAAGUACAACAGUGGCAGGCCUCUGCUGCUAGUGCACUCAACCCCUGGUUCUCAAUGGCCCCCUGUUGGUCAGAGCUAUCAGUGCCCGCAAUACAGUUCUUAGCUGGGGAGACUGGCUCUAUGGCUCUACCUAGUGGCUUCACUCCAUAUGUUGAAUUCCGAGAGCUCACCCAGCAGUGGAAAUGGACUGGACCCACUCAGGACAGUGAAAAGGAUCUCAAUGCUCUUUGCUUACUUUGGCUGGAGUCAAAGGACCAGGCUGUAGUCAAGCAAGAAGGAGAAGAAGCAGCAGAACUGACUCCACCAGCUCCCAGAGUAUGGACUGAUUAUGUAGUGAGGCCCAGCACAGGAGAGGAGCGGCACGUCUUUCAAGAGCAGGAGCAGCAACGCUAUGACCAGCCUCACAAAGCCUUCACCUUUCGCAUGCAUGGCUUUGAGUCUGUGGUGGGGCCGGUCAAGGGAGUUUUUGAUAAGGAGACUUCGCUCAACAAAGCCCGUGAGCACUCACUGCUGCGCUCUGACCGUCCAGCCUAUGUCACCAUCCUCUCACUGGUGCGGGACGCGGCUGCCAGACUGCCCAAUGGUGAAGGCACCCGAGCAGAGAUUUGCGAGCUGCUAAAAGACUCCCAGUUCUUAGCUCCUGAUGUCACCAGCGCACAGGUGAAUACAGUUGUUAGUGGUGCUCUCGACCGCUUGCACUAUGAGAAGGACCCAUGCGUGAAAUACGACAUUGGCCGCAAGCUUUGGAUCUACCUGCACCGAGACCGGAGUCAGGAGGAGUUUGAGAGGAUCCACCAGGCUCAAGCAGCUGCGGCCAAGGCACGAAAAGCUCUGCAGCAGAAACCCAAACCUACCCCCAAGCCUAAGUCUGGAAGCAAGGAAGCAGCCGUGAAAAGCAGUGCUACAGAAGGCCAGAGCUCGGCACCCGAAGGGGUUUCUAUACCUGCUGUCAGCUUACCUCAACCCCCCAGCACACCAACACCGAGCACUCCAGGCACUCCAAAAUCUCCACUACCCCCUACUGUGUCCACACCAACCAAAGCAGGCGUGCCAGAUCCAGUCAAAACCAGCGUCCUGCUGGUGUCUCCUCCCUCCAUGCCUCAGCUGGGCACUUUGCUGUCUGCCACUCAGGUUGCUCCUCAGGCCUCCCAACAGGCCUCAGUGCAGCCUGCAGCUCGAGUUGUAGCUCAUUCAGCUUCAACAGGGUCUCUGUCACAGGUGCGUUUAGUUACUGCUCAACCUGGCCUUCCUGCUGCUUCCGCGGGCCAGGCAGCCACACUGAUCCACCACCAGACCCCCCACCAUAUGAGACUGCCUGUCAGUGUAGCCCACACUAAGGGCAUUGCCCAGGCUGUGGUGACUCUGCCCCUGAGGAGCCAGUCCACAGGAAGUCCUAUCCAGGUGCAGGCAUCAAGAGGUCAAACUGGUAUCUCUGUGCCAGGCCUGGCUUCUGCUGUUGCUGUCAGUAAAGCUCAGAGCAGUUCACCAGGAAGUCCUGCAGCCAACACCCCAUCUCCUGCAGUACUGCAAGGGGUCACCAGCCAGAACAUCAUCAAACAGGUUGCUAUUACUGGUCAACUCGGUGUGAAAGCCCAGAACACUACAGGCAUCCCACUGACUGCCACCAACCUCCGAAUUCAGGGUAAGGAUGUGCUGCGCCUGCCGCCCUCUUCAAUCACCACAGAUGCUAAAGGACAGACGGUAUUGCGCAUCACCCCAGACAUGAUGGCUACUCUCAAACUCACCCCUGACAUGCUGGGCAGUGCCAGCAGCACCACUGCUAAGGGCAUUUCUGCCACUCUGCAUGUGACCCCACAGCAAGCCCCUCCCACUGUUUCAUCCAACCCUGUCCCCCCAGCCACAGCUGAGGCUCUGACUGCCAAAGCUCCUUCUUCCCUGCCAGCACCAGGCACUGCUACCCUGGUAAAGGCCACAUGCGAUACUGCUAUCCGCCUCAUGCCUGCCCUGGCUGUCACCAUGGCAGACCCCAAAGCCCGCACCUUCUCUACAGUCACCUCCUCAGAUUCAAAAGCUGGCGGGACCACCAUUCGCAUUGUGCCCAGCCUGGGAGUGAUGCCACAGAAACCGGGUCAGGCGGUUCCAGUCACCACCACUACAAGUGCCAAGCCUGGCACUGCUUCUUCAGGGGCAGCCACGGUUACCAUAGCAACAAGUGGAGUUGCAGGGGCCAAAGGAGUGACACUGGGCUCUUCUGCUGUGGGUUCGUCGCUCUCUCUGGGCACUGCUGCAGCCACAGUGAGACAAGUGCCUGCCACUGCUACAGUAGUGGCCACACAACCAGGGAAGUUACCUGCAAGGAUCACGGUGCCUUUGUCCGUUCUUAGUCAACCUCUGAAGAGCAAAAGUGUGGUCACUACACCAAUACUGAAAGGAAACCUCAGUACUAAUAUCAGUAAUCUUGGCAGGAAUAUUAUCUUGACCAGCAUGCCAGCAGGCACCAAGCUCAUCGCCGGGAACAAGCCUGUCAGCUUCGUUACGGCUCAGCAGCUGCAGCAGUUGCAGCAACAGGGCCAGGCCACACAGGUCCGUAUUCAGACUGUCCCAGCACAGCAACUUCAGCAACACUCAGCAUCCAGCUCCCCUAAAUCUACAGUGUCCACUAUGGUGGUGUCUACUGCCCCCUCAGCCAAAACAACUCCUGACCCACAGUAAACGCCACCAACAACUUAAAUCAGAAUGCCAGCACCAUUCUAUGGAAAGCCAGUGUUUUGCCAGAGCUCUGCAAAAGUCUGAAAUACUGGCUUCCAUUUGACAUGGAGCUGUUGUUCAGUAUAGUAUAGAGUCCCAUGUUUGGGUGAUCCAUGGUAGGUGAAAAGGUAGAAGACCACCACAUGGACACAUUGAACCAUGACCCUUCAUGUAGUUUUAUGAAUUGAACAGCUUCCUUCUUAUAUGUUGUGUAUAUAGAGACAGUCGAUAAAAAAACGAUAAUGUGAAAUUUGAAUUGUCAUCUUAAAUAAAUAAUCUUGUUUAUUCUCUUUACCAUUUCUACAAUACUGAAACUGCAAGGCACUUUAUUAAGUAUGCCAAUAAAAUUAUAGCUAUAAUGAAUUAUACUGAAUUCCGAGAUACCAUGACUUCCUUGCUUGACCCAAACAUUUUUGACAAUUUAAUCCUGAUUAGAGCCCUGAUCUGGACCAUAGAUGGUCUGCUCAUUUUGAGCACAAUUAAAGGACAAUACCUUUCAUGAAUCAAUCCUAAUGUUUACAUUGUUCUCAGACUAUGGAUGACUGUAAUAAUGUGAAUACAACCAUGAAUGCAUAUGAGCAUCUACAUGCGAGUGCUCACACAUCAGUUUCAUCCUCAUGGAAGAAACUGGGCUGCCUCGUGUGCUGCAGGUGUUGUAUCUAUUUAAGAAGGUUGACGGAAAAUCAGCCUAAAAUUCUAAUUGUUCCAGGUGCUAUAUGGAAAAUAAAGCACUUUACCACCGCUUAGAAAAAAAAGUACUUUAUUCACAGGUUUCAUUGGAACACACACAAAUUAUGCUUAUGUUUUUGAUCAACACAUUAUUGUGGUUUUCAGUUAGGAAAGCUUGUUCAUUAUGAACAUUUAUACUAUUUGAUUAAAGUUGGAUCUAAAGCAGUCUAAUCUAUUUCUAAUCAGUUAUGUUAGGUAUUUAUUAUUCCGAUGUAUUUUUGCUGUGUUUUAAAUCAAUGGUUCUCAAUUUGAAAUCACAGUCCAACACUAUAAAAAUUAUUAUAUUUAUUAUUGAGUUCUUAUAAUUAUUGGCUUGUUUGUCUGGUCACAUGAAUGAGUUUAAUCUGAACUUAAUAACUCACAAAAGUAGAACUAUAAAUAACUGGACAUAAUGAAACAUUAAGGCAUAAUGAUAAGAUAAAAUGCUCUGUGAUGCCAUGAAAUAAAAUAACAACUCAAUAAGUGCUUUUCUACUAGAUAAACAAAAAUGCAUUUGCAGGAUUAGCGGGAUUAGCUAAAAAAAUUCCUGCAGGAGCAGGCGGGUUUGGUCAGGAAUUCUGAAGGAGCAGAAUUUGUAUCUCUACUGAUAUCAGCUGAAAUCUUCAUAUGCUAGUUACCAGAAGUCUAUUCUUCAUCCGAUUCCUGGAGCAAAGCCUUCUGGGAACUAGUGUCCGAUUGAGUGGUUUUCCUGAGGCUGAAUUCUAAAUCUGUCCUCUGCUUCCCUCCGUACCGGUUGGUGAUCCUGGAAUAUGACAGAAAAAAGUAUUCAUUCUUUUCAUUUAUACAGGGUAAUGAUAUAUAGCUGUGAUUACCAUUUGGCUAGCUCUAACACACCUGAUCUAACCAAUCAGCUAAUUACCCUGACACUCUUAUGCAAAGAAAUGUUUGUAGGCCAGGGAAAGCAUUUGCAUUGCAUCAUUUUACUUUACAUAAUGAUUUGAGAAUGAUUUGCACUCACCACCACACCGUGCUGUAGUUCACACCCACAAUCAACAAAGCUACUGCAUAAUGCCAACAGUAGCACAUAGUAAUAAACAUGAUGUUGCCGUGGUUUUCCAGAUCCCACUCUUGUCCAUUUAGAGGAUACAACACAAAACCGAUCUG
This is a messenger RNA of Hemibagrus wyckioides, 5861 nucleotides long. RefSeq names its product nuclear factor related to kappaB binding protein (gene nfrkb). The record is from RefSeq and is a predicted model, not a curated record. Bases 132 to 3992 code for a protein of 1286 amino acids. Gene Ontology annotation, molecular function: protease binding. NCBI's taxonomy places the organism in Eukaryota, Metazoa, Chordata, Actinopteri, Siluriformes, Bagridae. The transcript has 26 exons. Gene Ontology annotation, cellular component: Ino80 complex.